UUUAUAUUUGCAGUAUUAUGCGGAAUCUCAUGCUGUGAUUUACAUCGUCGACUCAUCUGAUCGUGAUAGAAUACCAGAUUCCAAAGAAACUUUUGAUAAGGUGAUAUCAUCUGAGCAUUUAAUUGGCGUACCAUUAUUGGUACUGGCAAAUAAGCAGGAUGUACCUGAUUGUAUGGGUGUCAGAGAAGUGAAACCAAUAUUCAAUCAAAAUGCUCACUUAAUUGGUAGAAGAGAUUGCAUGGUGAUGCCUGUAUCGGCUCUUAAUGGGGAUGGAGUAGACGAAGGCAUACAUUGGUUGGUGGAUUGCGUCAAAAGAAACAGUGAUAUACGGCCGCCUCGUAAUCAAGACGACAAUUCCUUAUCUUAGCUGUGACACAUCUCUAUUCUUUGGUAAUUUAUAUUAAUAUAUAAAUAUUUAUAAUA
Messenger RNA from Cyphomyrmex costatus, 423 nucleotides. It is a transcript of the gene Arfrp1, whose product is annotated as ADP-ribosylation factor related protein 1. Gene Ontology annotation, biological process: protein localization to Golgi apparatus; Golgi to plasma membrane protein transport; intracellular protein transport. Gene Ontology annotation, molecular function: GTP binding; GTPase activity. Gene Ontology annotation, cellular component: Golgi apparatus. The record is from RefSeq and is a predicted model, not a curated record. The transcript is spliced from 3 exons. NCBI's taxonomy places the organism in Eukaryota, Metazoa, Arthropoda, Insecta, Hymenoptera, Formicidae. The annotation marks the transcript as partial.